This is a messenger RNA of Arabis nemorensis, 513 nucleotides long. The record is from the annotation of a GenBank genome assembly. NCBI's taxonomy places the organism in Eukaryota, Viridiplantae, Streptophyta, Magnoliopsida, Brassicales, Brassicaceae.
AUGUUUUAUGAUCCUCCCUGUCAUGGGACUUAUGCUGCUACUUACGUGUUUUCUCUGUUUCGUGAUUUUACAGGAGAACUGAUCCGGUUGUGGUUUGAUCAGAAGAACGCCUCUCUGGGUUUCCAUGCGAUUCCCCUUACCAAACUUCAUGUGGAAAAUGGUGGAUUUCUUGUGAACGAUGAACUCAAGAUUGUUGCGGAAGUAAAGGUUCUUGAAGUUAUUGGCAAACUAGAUGUACCAAAGGAAACUGAAGCGGCAACCCAACCUCUGAAAAAGAUAAAGCUAGAGGAAACUUCACCAGUGGAUUUUGUGAGGCGUAUUUUUGAAAAACACCCAGACGUUGCAUUCGAAUUCCGUCUAAAGAACCCACUUCUAAAGACGGCAUACAUGAAUGUCUUACUCAGCCUGAUCGAGACAUUGUGCCGGUCACCUCUGGAAAUCUCAAAAGAUGAUCUGGCUGAUGCGUAUGACUCGCUAAGAUCAUUGAAAGAUGUUGGAUUUAAGUUGGAUUAG